Molecule: messenger RNA, 1959 nt
Organism: Lacerta agilis (Sand lizard)
Lineage: Eukaryota; Metazoa; Chordata; Lepidosauria; Squamata; Lacertidae
Gene: PPP1R16B
Product: protein phosphatase 1 regulatory subunit 16B
Exons: 10
Coding region: 146-1861 (571 amino acids)
Biological process (GO): establishment of endothelial barrier; regulation of sprouting angiogenesis
Cellular component (GO): cytoplasm
Molecular function (GO): protein phosphatase regulator activity; enzyme inhibitor activity; protein binding
Source: RefSeq, a predicted model, not a curated record
CCGCAAUGUGCUCUCCGGUAUCUACGCAGUGCCGCUCGCCAUCCAGCCGCAGCAUGUUCCCGUAGUGCCAGGCAUCUUGGCGCAAGGUGCCCCGAUUGGGCUUCUGGUCCAGCAGGAGUGUGGCUGACCCAUUGGCAGGCGGGCGAUGGACACCCACAUGGACUUGUUGACAGAGCUGCAGCUACUGGAUAAGGUACCUACCCUCGAGCGGCUCCGGACAGCUCAGAAACGCCGCGCUCAGCAGCUGAAGAAGUGGGCGCAAUACGAGAAGGAGAUGCAGCACAAGAGGAGGAAGCACGAGAAGAAGAGGAACGUUGCCAGCCGCAAGAAGGUGUCUUUUGAGGCCAGCGUUGCGCUGCUGGAGGCUUCGCUAAGGAACGAUGUUGAGGAAGUCUGUUAUUUAUUGAACAACAACUUCAGCCCAGACCUGUGCAAUGAAGAUGGAUUAACUGCACUGCAUCAGUGCUGCAUAGACAACUACGAAGAGGUCGUUAAGCUUCUUCUGAACCAUGGUGCCAAUGUCAACGCAAAGGACAAUGAGCUGUGGACUCCUCUGCAUGCGGCAGCAACAUGUGGACACAUCAACCUGGUGAAGAUCCUAAUUCAGCAUGGGGCAGACCUGCUAGCGGUGAAUGCAGAUGGGAACAUGCCAUAUGACCUGUGUGAAGACGAACCAACUCUGGACGUCAUUGAGACCUGCAUGGCAUACCAGGGAAUAACACAGGAGAAAAUCAAUGAGACGCGAGCUGCGCCAGAACAGGCAAUGGUUGACGAUAUUACAGAGAUGAUAGCAACAGGGCAAGAUCUGAACAGGACCGAUGCACAAGGUGCUACGCUGUUGCAUAUAGCUGCAGCCAAUGGCUACCUACACGCAGCAGAAAUUCUUCUGGACCAUGGAGCAAGACUGGACCUCAAGGAUUGGGAUGGCUGGGAGCCCCUCCAUGCUGCUGCCUUCUGGGGACACAUGCAUAUGGCAGAGCUGUUGGUGUCUCACGGAGCAAGCUUGAGCGCCCGAACCACCAUGGAUGAGAUGCCAAUAGAUCUCUGUGAAGAAGAAGAGUUUAAGGUUCUGCUCUUGGAGCUGAAGCAUAAGCAUGAUGUCAUCAUGAAGUCUCAGAUGAGGCACAAGUCCUCCUUGAGCAGAAGAACCUCCAGCACUGGAAGCAGAGGGAAAGUGGUACGGAGGGCAAGCCUUUCUGACCGAACCAACCUUUACAGAAAGGAGUACGAGAAGGAGGCCAUCAUCUGGCAGCAAAUAGAAUCUUCAGAAGAGCAGAGGACCUCUGGCUACAAUGGUGACAUCAGAGAGUCUUGCUCCAACCAAGAGAACACAGAUCCAAACUCUCCAGCAGAUUCACCCACAGUCCUCCCGGAGCUGAUAACCAAAAGCACGCAGUGUGACUCGGAAACCCUCCUCCAGAACGGGCUCAACUUGUCCUCUGCCACUUACCAAUACUCUAUCCCUAAUGGAGAUGUUUGGAAAAUGCAUUCUGCCCUGGACAAUGAGGCAAGCCAAGCUCUGCCCUAUGAUACCCCCGGAGUCCCCGAUUCUCAUCAGAUCUGGGGGGGCUACAAAGAAAGGAGCCACCAAACCCUUGCGGAGCUGAAACGGCAGCGGGCAGCAGCGAAGCUUCUCAACCACCCCUUCAUCAGCACACACUUUGGGAGCAACGGGGGCAGCACAGCUGAGAAUGGGGGAGAAGCGAAAGAGCACCUCAUUAGCUCCAGGACUCCUUCCUAUACGUCCAAUGGGACUUCAGUUUAUUACACAGUGUCGAGCGGCGACCCACCUCUCUUAAAAUUCAAAGCCCCCAUGGAAGAAAUGGAGGAGAAGGUGCACGGGUGCUGCAGGAUUUCCUGAUCCGAUUUCAUUGCUAACCAGCGGAGAUGCUAAGCUGGGUGGGCAUGCUGUAUCCUCUGCUGAGUCUUGGCUGUUAUCCCUGCGGAACAGGAGAAUCU